AUGGCCAUGAGCGCACUUUCUGUGGUAUUUUCCGUCUUCAUCCUCAAUCUGCAUCACCGGGGCAGUUUCCAGUGUGGACCACCAUACUGGCUACGGAAAUUCUCCUACCUGCUAUCCAGAUUCCUCUGCAUGGAAUGGACUGAUACCAUACCAAAUCGCUUCUGCCACUCGUCGCUUCACAACAAAAUGGAGAAGCUGUCUAGUGAAUCCUAUGGCACAGAACGACACAGUCACUGCGGGGUUCGCUGCAACGGUAUGGGUCACGAGAAGAUCCCUGACUGCUCGGGCACGAGCGGAACUCUAUCUAUCUAUCUAUCUAUCUAUCUAUCUAUCUAUCUAUCUAUCUAUCUAUCUAUCUAUCUGAAAAAUGAUCCCAAAUUUAUUCGAAAGAUAUACCAUUAUCUAUCUAUCUAUCUAUCUAUCUAUCUAUCUAUCUAUCUAUCUAUCUAUCAUGCAUGCCAAGAAACACCUACCUACAAAUAUAUAUGUUUAAAAAUAGAGAAAGAUCAUAUCUAUCUAUCUAUCUAUCUAUCUAUCUAUCUAUCUAUCUCUAUAUAUAUACUGUCCCACUGA
Messenger RNA from Acanthosepion pharaonis, 573 nucleotides. NCBI's taxonomy places the organism in Eukaryota, Metazoa, Mollusca, Cephalopoda, Sepiida, Sepiidae. The record is from the annotation of a GenBank genome assembly.